Molecule: messenger RNA, 2788 nt
Organism: Boleophthalmus pectinirostris (great blue-spotted mudskipper)
Lineage: Eukaryota; Metazoa; Chordata; Actinopteri; Gobiiformes; Gobiidae
Product: receptor-interacting serine/threonine-protein kinase 2
Exons: 11
Coding region: 312-2069 (585 amino acids)
Biological process (GO): innate immune response; positive regulation of canonical NF-kappaB signal transduction; protein phosphorylation
Molecular function (GO): JUN kinase kinase kinase activity; ATP binding
Source: RefSeq, a predicted model, not a curated record
CAUAACAAACCCACCUGCUCCAGCGGCGGCGCAGCUGGUUCUGUCUCUGAGACGAUCCGAUCUGCUGUCGGGACAUAAACAACGAGAAUACUUUUAUAUCAUUGUAUUUUGUACGAAAUAAUACAUUUGGGUGAUGUGUUCGGUUAAGUUUUAUGUGCAGGGCUCUCUCUUUCCCAGGCACAGUUAGCUUGUCUUGUGUUAGCAAGCAGCACGACAUGACGGCGGCGGCGUGUAGGUUUUGCUGAAUGGAGGAGCGCUUCCUCAUUGUUUGCCAAAAGGGGCAGUUCUGCUUUUAAGGCCAUCUCCAGUGAAUGAUAAAUACACAGACAGUGCCAGUGAGAAGCCCACAUAGCGCCAUGGAGGCACAGGCGGGCACGGGCUGUCUGAAUCUGGGCAGUCUAGUGAGCACUUUACCGGUAAUCCCUUACCAGAAGCUGACCGACCUGUACUACCUGAGCAGAGGCGGUUUCGGAACCGUGUUCAAGGCGCAGCACUCGGACUGGAGGACCACAGUGGCCAUCAAGUGCCUCAAGCUGGACUCCCCGUUUGGAGAGAGAGAGAGAAACAGUUUGUUAAAGGAAGCCGAGGUGCUCCACAAGGCCAGGUUUAACUACAUCAUACAGAUUUUUGGUGUCUGCAAUGAGCCUGAGUUUUUCUGCAUUGUCACUGAGUUCAUGAGCAAUGGCUCCUUGGACCUGCUCCUUCAUGAGAAGGACAUGUACCCUGAACUGUCUUGGCCAUUAAGACUGAGGAUCCUGUAUGAGAUCGCUCUUGGAGUGAAUUACCUUCACAACAUGAACCCUCCCCUUUUACAUCAAGACCUAAAGACACAAAAUAUUCUGUUAGAUGGAGAAUACCAUGUCAAGAUUGCUGACUUUGGUCUUUCAAAAUGGCGGCAUUUGUCAGUUAGCAAAGGCUCUGGUUCCAAACCCACAGAGAUGGGAGGCACAGUAAUUUACAUGCCUCCAGAGAAGUACGAGCCAUCAGCCAAUAACAGGAGCAGACGUGCUGAUGUAAAACAUGACAUGUACAGCUAUGCAAUUAUCAUGUGGGAGGUACUGUCCAGGCAGAUCCCUUAUGAUGAGAUGAACAACCCAAUGCAGAUAAUGUUCAGUGUGAUCCGUGGUACUCGCCCUGACACAAGCUUAGACAGUCUUCCUGCACACAUUCCCAACAGAGAGAUACUAAUCAGUUUGAUAACCAGCGGCUGGACUGCGAACCCAGAUGAGCGGCCGUCUUUUCUCAAGUGUUUGGUUGAGCUGGAGCCAAUGGUUAGAGGCUUUGAUGACAUUGACUUCCUGGAGGCAGUAUUAGAGCUCAAAAGGUCAAAGAGGAGGGCAGAGUUUUGCUCUGCUUCUCCAUCACUUCCCUGUCCUAAGAGGAGUGAUGAAGACAUGCUGAGACACAACCCCAUGGAAAGGCCUCCAUCUGGCUCAGGCUGUUGCUCUUCACCAGAGACUGAAAUCUCUUUACCAGGCUUUCUCAUCAGCAGCAAUACUCCUGACGCUUUGCCGUCGUCCUUCAUUGCCCCAGAGCAACCUCAGUCACUGAAGUCCUUGAAAUCCCCCGAUUCCACCAAUAACCUGAACGGACAUGAGAGCCCCGAGAACAUCAAGUUAAACAUUCCUGUCUCUGAGUGUUCGACUCAGCCAGAUAACAAUGUACUCAAGCCAGGACCACAGCAGACAGAUUGUUGCACACCGCCACGGCAGUCCCCACCUUUAAGAGGCCCAAUUGAAGAGUGGAUUGCUUCCCGUCGCGAGGAGAUUGUGUUGCAAAUGACUGAUGCAUGUCUGCACCAGACGCUGGAUGCCCUCAUAGCUCAGGGCUUAAUUAUGCAGGAGGACUACGAGCUGGUUGUGAACCAACUGACAAGGACUGCAAAGGUUCGCAAGCUUCUGGACAACUGCCAUAGACACAAUGAGGACUUCUGCCGCAUUGUUGUAUCCAAACUGUAUUUCAACAAGCAAAUGGGUCUGAAACCUUAUCCGCCUGAAAUUGCCUCUUUUUCGCCCACUGGAUCUAAUGCCUCUCAGCUGUCUCUCUCCUCCAUGUCCAGGAAUAUGUAGCAGCAACUAGCACCGACAAACUUUACACUACUGACUGUUGCUCUACUUACAUGUUUCUGCCUAAAGAUUAAACCCAACUAUAAUAAUAGAUCAGUGGUAUUUGUGUAAUCUACCAUUUUGGUGUAAUUGCUCUUAUGUUAUUUAUUAUUAUUCCAGCUUUUAAAUCUACAUUUUGGUAACCUUUGUAUUAGGCAAGAUUACUCUUGGAUCAAAAUCCAACUUCAGGCAUGUGUUCUACUGUUAUACCAUGGUUAAAAGCUGAGUGUCAGAUUAGAUAAUGUAGUUUUAAUAGCAUUUUAACUUAUUGGAAACUGAAACCCAUGUUUCUGUUUCGCUUUGACAUUAUUAAUACCACACGUCUGUCUUCUGCAGGAUUUAUAUACUUUUGGCACAUCAUGAAUAUAAUUCCUUAUGUAUAUUUAAAGUAUAUUAAUUUGCACUAAGACUGUUUAACCACACAACUGCACUUGACAGUCUCAAAGAACUGACCAAUGUUUUGUUACCCAAAAGUAAACAAACAAAUUGAACCAUGAACCAGCCCUGUUCACUGGAGAUUAGUUUCACUUUCGGUUUUGAGUUGGGCUGGACUAGUUGGUUUGAGGAAAUGACAUUCAGUAGAGGGAUUUUAUAUCAUCAUAUUUUGUAUAGUAAAAUUAAACUAUGUACAAUCUGUGCCAAAUACAAUGAAUAUAAUAAACAUUGCAAUACAUGUUUUUAUA